UUUUUUUCAAGCGUUGUAGUUGCUUCUAGACCGGCAACAGGUGUUCACAUUCAUGGGUCACCCCUUUCUAACUCCCUUGGCACGCCUGUAGGGAAUCAACCAAUCAAAAUCCUCUUGUACUCAUGAAGAUGCUUUCCCAAGAAAAAGCUCCUCUCAUUCAGAAAAGAUUACAAACUAUUUUAAUAGUGGGAGUAAAGCUAAUUUAGAGUUAAGAUUAAGAGUUAAUGAAGAGGACAUGUCCACACUUUCUCACUGCAAAUUUGCCAUAGACCUCAGAAGUAUUGACUCACUAACUGCAGGAAACAUAAUGGUUGUCUGAAUUCGUCUCUUUGAAAACUGUAGGUGGUGAUUUGCAUAUUAGCAGCAGGAAUCCACAGAUUUUGGUCAUGAAUUGUCUCGUCACUUAAAAGAAUUACAUAAUUUGGACCAGAUGUCCCAGUUAAAAACUUGAUUUUUGUCACUGUGGAAUGAUAUGAAACUUUCUACAUAUUCUGCAGGUACCUCAUCUGGAUGAUUUCAUUUUAAAGUUAAAGUUUAGUAAACUAACUAACUAGUAGCAAGUACUGCUCCAUAUGGUGGAUAAGUCAACUUUAUUUACUUAGCCACCAUUUACUCAUAUAACAACCUUAAAAAGCCAGUUCAUUACCAUACAACAACCCAUCUGACAGUUCUUUAAAUACUUAAUGCUGAACCAGCAGAUGGAUAGCUGUGGUCUGUAAAGUGGCUAAAACAGAAACUCAGUGGUCUUGUCUUCAGCUACAGCACAAUUAACAGCUCUGUGAGAAUAGAAAACUUUAAAACACUAGCUCGUGCCUUCAACUAUGACAUGUUUCUAUCUCUUUAGAUUGAACAGAUAAUGGUGUUGAUUUGAGAGGUUUGCACCUUCUCCUCUGAUGGAGAGAGCAAAUCUUCUUGCCAUGGAAAUGGUGACCAUUCAACAACACCUCGCUUUGUGGUUUCCGUGACAGCAGAACUGUUAAAGUGCCAGCAGUCUCACCUGAAAAAAAAUAGCCACACACUCCCCUUGCACAGCCACAAAAAUUCAACCCCCUCUAUCUACACUUGACUACUUAUUCUAUAACAUCACCAUCUUUAACUAAUUCAUCUUUGAAAGAGUUACCUCCACAAGGACAAAAUAAAAUCCCAAUAUUUAAACUCACAAAUAAUCCCAAGCUCUUUGUGUCUGGUCUCAAUUUAAUGGAUUAUCUGAUCUCAGUGAUUCACCAUUUCUUAGCAGAAGAUAGAGACGGCGCUGCAGAGAGCAAAAAUAGUCACACAUAGCUCUUUUGUUAACAUGCAGAGUUUUUUCACAGCUCACUGUGUGCUCAGAGUUGGGUUAACCACAAGCGGGCUUAAUGGGAGGGGAGGGUGAAAAGGCUCUCAUGAAUUUUCUAAUGAAAACUGAAACUGUAUGAAGCGGUAGCAUGUUCAGGAGACAGAUAGACUUUAACAUGUCAGCAAGAUGCAAAAUGCUUCAUUUUGAAAUGUAGACAUUUUUGCACGUUACACCAGGAAACUUCUUGGAUGAAUUUCAGAGAAUAGAGCGAACUUCCUAGUUUAGCCCUGGUGGUAAUUUCAGCGCUUAAGCAACAGCUUCACUGUUGAGAAAGGAAGAGUUUAAGAGAGAGAGGACUAGUAUGAGCAGAAAUUGCUAAGAGUAGAGGAAGGAAGACAUAUACUGCAUGUGCACAUAAAUGUGUCCAUAUGUUGGCGUCCAGGGCGUUUCACAGUCAAGUUAAUGGGACAACAGCCAUCCCGUGGAGGAGCAGCUUGAGGAGACUGUCACUUCUGGAGAAGCUCAAGGGCUGCCAAGAAGCCUGGUGUCCCAAGGCACCCUGGGAUAGAGAAGAGGCCCAUGCUGCCAUAUUUGGUACACCUGUUGGGAGUUUCCUGGUUGUGAGGGACACUGUGACGACUCAGCCCAGCCUGCUGUGUGUGUCUGCUGGACCACAGAAUGAGGUGCUUGAUUAUGACAUCAAAUGCACAGGCACAGUUUUCCAGCUGUCUGAGUCUCGUCUUUCUUUCUCUGACCUGCCUCAGCUGGUGUUUUUCUACUCUCUGACCAGGGAUGUGUUGGCUGUUUGUCUGUCCAUACCUUGCUGGAUCUACAGUGUAACUGAGGCGAACAAAGAUCGUUUCUCUCAGCUCGAACCAAAAACUUGGCUUUCCACACCGGCUGAGCAACAGACUGAAGAAAUGACCCACAGGGAGCCAAGCAACAUGAUGUGUUCAAUACAGCUGACUUCCACCAAUGGAGCUCUGUGCAUUAUCAAUCCACUUUACCUUCAUGAACAUGGAGAUGAUUGGCUGACACACAGGCCGACUCCUCAACAGCCAUCAAAUUACAGACAAGAGCGACGUCUCAGCACCACCCGGGCGUGGGCAGGGGCGGGGUUGCUAAAUAAACGAGCCAUCUCGUUGGACCAGGAAUCUUCUACUGCCAGUACAGACACCUCAGGUCUAAUAAGAGCUUGGUCAGCUGAUUUCCCACCUAGUCCGCAAACCCCUCAAACCCCGCAAACGCCACAGAUGUCACAAUCCCUGCAAACCCCACAAACCCCGACAACGCCACAAACCCCACAAACUCCACAAACUCCACAAACACUAACAGGGGUGGUACUCAGGAGGUCCAGCCGUGAUUUACCCCACAAUGCCCUUCAAAGAGCAAGUACAGGGAGCCUGUCCACCCCUUCUUCCCCCAGAACCACAACAACUGAAAUGCAGCGUCACAGCAGCCCUGUGCCUCAGUCUCCUCAUAGGGUGUCCUGGAUCGAAAAUGGAUUUUGGCUGCCUCCACCCCGGCCCUCCUCUUAUCUUCAGCCUCCAUCACUGGAGCUUGACUCACUUUCAAUCAGCAGCAUCGAAGAAGAGCCGGAGUCUCAAAUUCCAAGCUCCACAUCUCAACACCCCUCAUCACACCGUUUGGCUGAUAAAGUCAUGAAUCGUAUCUCAGCUAUGGGCCAGGUGUUUGGUGGACUGGUCUCUCAGAAGAAGAGACUGGCUAAUCGUGUGAUUGAGCUGAGUGAGAAGAAAGGUGGGGCAUUCGCAGAGGCUGUCAAAGGGUUUGUGGAGAUGAUGCUGAGGGGAGGGACUGAUCCAAGCAGAGCAACAGGGCCUGAUUUCUUACAGGAAGUGAGAUCAGCACUCAUGUUACUGAGGGAGAUACUGCUGGACAAUCAAGACAUCCAGAUAUUACUGGAGAGUCUUUCUGACUUAAAUGACUCUGAGAUUGACUCCUUGGUGGAGAUUUCCCUUCACAAAGUGGCUCUAAAGCCCAUCUCUACCCACCUCUACACUUGCAUUCACACCUAUCGGACCAAUGAUGGAUGUUUUGAGCGUCUUCGAAGCAACCUGCGUGUGCUGGAAAAGAACAGUGUGGAGGGGCUUGGAGGAUCUGCAGGAGUGGGAGUUCCUGAUCCGGUCAGCCUGGAGCGGAUACAGCAGAGGUGGACAAGUAUGCAUGAGACAUACUCCCCAAACAAGAAGAUUCAGAUUCUUCUCAAAGUGUGCAAAAGCAUCUAUCACAGCAUGAGUGCUAAUGCUAGCUCAGGGACAGUGUUUGGAGCAGAUGAUUUCCUGCCCUGCUUGACAUGGGUGCUGCUCCACAGCGACUUGGUCACAUUACAGGUAGACACAGACUACAUGAUGGAGCUGCUAGACCCCAUGCAGCUGCAGGGAGAGGGUGGCUACUACCUUACAACGCUGUACGCCGCUCUGUACUAUAUCAGCAGCUUCCGGCCACGACUAGCUGCCCGCCAACUUAGCAUGGAGGCCCAAAACUCUAUAAACCAAUGGCAUCGCAGGCGCACCCUGCACUGUAAUCAAUCACGCCGCAGCAAGCAUAGACGGACAAUUCGGAGGCAGGUGUGUCGAGAGACGGCCGUGCAAAAGUCUGAGACAGAGAAUAGUGCUGAAGAAGGAAAGGAGAUAAAAGAUGAUUCUAACAUUGACGAACCAGAGCAGCAGAGUGAAAGCAGCACAGAAGCUGUGCCAGCGCUGAAGGACAAGACGAAGAUGGCACAAAAACCCAAGGACCAAUCAGAAACCUCUGCUCCUGCAUCAGACUGUCCACCUGUGACACAGCAAGUGAUGUCAAGCAAACAGGAAGAUGGAGAUUGUGUAUUCAGAGAGGACAAUCAAAGAGGACCAUAACAAAAAAAGAUAAAGACCUGAAAAACACACUGCCUCUUGACCUCAAAUUUUGGAGAGUUCCUCAAAGUUUUCCUUUCGAGACAAGCCCAUCCUACACAAGGUGAAAUUUACAUACAUGGCAGCUGCCAUAUUUGUGUCACCAUUUUUACUAUGGUGUCUCUGAAUGGAGAAAUAACUCUGAGCUUUAAAAAUGCAGUAAUAGCUUUGAUAGGUCCCAGAAUAGAUUAAUAAUUUUUAAAUGAAAAUUUAAAAAUGAAAAGCACAAUGUUACAAGGCGUCUGAUCCAGGUUUUUAAACCUGCAGCGUCCACCGCUUCACAAAUCCACUCCUUUGGACGUAAUUCCCGUUGUCUUCUUUCUUGCAGCAGUCAUUUAAACAUCAUAGAACAGCAACACUCAGCUGUGAAGUCAUGUCACAUUUUCAAACCUCAUCACAGAAUAAUUUUCCAUUAAUGACUAAAACUCUGUGACAAAAAGCACUGAGGACAGAUUCAACUUCUGAAAUGUCCUAAUAAAGAUUGUUUUACUGAGUGGAGUCUCUCUAAAUAUUUUCAAAGUUUAGAUCUCAGGUCACGUUAAAAUUGUCAAAGAAUAUUGGCUCCAUUUUAAGCCAUAAUACAGCUUAGAAAUUAAUACAAUUGCGGUAGAUUGUUGUUUAAUAUUUACUUCCACCAUGUUAAUGUAUGGUGAUUGGAUGGUGCCAAUUUUAUGCUUACAUAGCACAGGAGGGGGCGUAGUCAACCCUCAUGUGUCUGCCAUAGUGUUUACAUCUGACCUUAAUAAAAGGCACAUAGAAUAAAACAGUACACGGAUACACAAUUUUGUACUAGUGAUCCCCCGCCACUAGAUUCAUGAAAAUAUGUUUAUGUGUGGAAAAAUUUUUCCCCCUGACAGCCACCAUUUAUUCACAACUCUGCUUGGCAUUUGAAGUAAUAUCUUUCUCUUUUUUAGUACUAGAUGCCAGUAAUUUUUACACACUGUACCUUUAAGAGAAGGAGAUAUGGACAAUAAAAACCACAGACCAGCUUAAUGUCAGCGUAUACAGACACAUGCAAAACGCCAACGAUAAGUAUAACUAGCUUCCAAACAAAUAAAAAGUGUCAGUAAAGGUAAGGUCAUGUAACCCAAUUAUUUUGUCUUUACUUGUUUUGUAAAUUUUUAAAAAAUGGUCAGUGAAUUUGAAUUUACAUAUUUAAGUGAAUUUUUAAACUUACCAACAUCUCUGUGAAUGGGGUUUGUACUAUGCCUGUUCCCAAAAAGCCGAAAUGUUGUGUAAAAAUUUGAAAACACGCCACAAGGUGGGAACUUUUGUUGGGUUAUACUGUUGCCAUUGAUAAUCGAAUAAAAUGUAUACAAAUUUA
Molecule: messenger RNA, 5512 nt
Organism: Melanotaenia boesemani (Boeseman's rainbowfish)
Lineage: Eukaryota; Metazoa; Chordata; Actinopteri; Atheriniformes; Melanotaeniidae
Gene: rinl
Product: Ras and Rab interactor-like
Exons: 11
Coding region: 1705-4152 (815 amino acids)
Biological process (GO): vesicle-mediated transport
Cellular component (GO): endocytic vesicle; cytosol
Molecular function (GO): small GTPase binding; guanyl-nucleotide exchange factor activity
Source: RefSeq, a predicted model, not a curated record